This is a messenger RNA of Neospora caninum, 1188 nucleotides long. RefSeq lists its product as hypothetical. Gene Ontology annotation, biological process: ceramide biosynthetic process. The transcript has 7 exons. Gene Ontology annotation, molecular function: sphingosine N-acyltransferase activity. The record is from RefSeq and is a predicted model, not a curated record. Gene Ontology annotation, cellular component: endoplasmic reticulum; membrane. Lineage: Eukaryota; Apicomplexa; Conoidasida; Eucoccidiorida; Sarcocystidae. The coding region runs from base 1 to 1188 and encodes 395 amino acids.
AUGACGCCUGUUCCAUACCAGUCUCUCCCAGAGGAUCUCCGCAGAUUCGAAGAGGCUUGCUACGCUCCCGACGGCACGCUGGUGCGCUUCGGUGACCCCUACGUGGACGACCUGAGGGAGCAGGUUCGCCAGGGCGAAAAUGGAACCUCCACCGUGGAUCUGUACCUCCUCAAUCCGACGCUCAGUUGGGCAGAUGCUCAUUUCAUCGUCUUGGUGUGCGCCGCUCUCUGCUCUCUGCGCCUGUUCGUCAGUGGGGCGAUGCUGCCGGCCUGGAGGCCGCGCUUCAGCGUCUUCAAAUAUUUCGGCCAGAAGGCGGACAUUGUGAAACCUGGGAAGCUCUGCAAAUUCGCGGAGAAUCUCUGGUACGCCCUGUGGCACACAAUCUCCUUCUCGUGGGGCGUAUGGGUAAUCGUCCAGGAGGCAGGAACUCCGGAAGCCCCGGGUUGGAGUCGCAUGAUGUUUCAGCAUCCUGAAGGCCGUUGGUUUUGGAUCACCACCGAGGCCGAGUACGCGCUGGGGUCCAUCGGCUGGCCUCUGUUGCUCCCCUCUGUCGCACUGCGGCAUUACUACUUGACACAGAUCGCCUUCUGGAUCUCCUGUGCUGUCUUCCUCCGCAUCGAGACCCGGCGCUCCGACCACGUCGUGUUUAUCAUGCACCACGCAAGCACAGUCUGCCUCGUUGGCCUCUCCUACGCGUGCUCCUAUUGGCGAAUUGGGCUGGUCAUCCUCAUCCUCCAUGACUGGGUGGACGUCCUGCUGUACUGGAGCAAGUCUGUGCAGUACUGCUACGUUCCCUCCCUCGUCGUCGAAUGCGGCUUUGUUUUUUUCGUCGUUUCCUACCUGGUAGCUCGCCUCCUCCUCUUCCCCUUCUACUGCGUCUGGCCCGCGAUCGAUUCUUCCUACACGAACCGCCUCACCAACGGCCGCCUCAAGAACCGCUUCGGCUUUCCCGGAGGCGUCCUCCUCCCGUGUCUUCUCUGCGUCCUUGUCGGUCUGCACGUGUAUUGGUUCGGCCUUAUCCUGCGCAUGGUGGCCAGAUUUCUCAACGAAAAAGGCAGCGAUUACCAAGCGAAAGCGGAAAUGAGGCUGCUCGUCUUUCUUCUCAACUUGACACUGUCAAAGAACCCGCUGGGGAAGGGCUGUUUCACGCCGCAACGCCUGCGGAACUCCUCGCACCUGCCGCCAUGA